AUGCGACCUCACCACCAUCGUUAUAACCAGAGCGGUUUUGAUGCAGAAGACGGACAAAUGCGACCUAAACACCUCAGAGGGUUUGUAGCAGAAAGCAGACAAAUGCGACCUCCCCAUAAAGGGUUUGAGGGAGAACACGGACGAAUGAGACCUACGCACCACUUUGUCCCCCACAAAGGCUUUGAGGCAGAAGACGGACAAAUGCGGCCUUCCCAUAAAGGCUUUGAGGCAGAAGACGGACAAAUGCGGCCUCCCCACCUGCCCCACAGAGGGUAUGAAGCAGAGGACGGCUACCCACUUGCCGGCCAACACGAACCUCCCCAACCUAUCGAGGCCGCCGACGGGUCCUUGUGGAUCCGAAUCCCCAGAGCCCCGAGAUCCUGUCCACUGAGCAGCCCGGCUGUCCGGCGGGCUAUGACGUCAGCGAGCCCGGACGUAACGUCACCGAUACGUCAACACUUUCAGCAACAUCUCAGAAUGUCGUCACCGGCCCCAGGAAAUAUCUUCCCGAAUUUUCGAGCCAACAACAACAACUACACCGAGCCGGAGAGCGAGGAGGAGACUAUCCAGGUCAUCAAACUCCAAGCUCCGCCCAAGAGGCGGGGCAAACGUCUGAUGUCAGAUUCUGACAGCCAAUCAUCCGCCUCCGCGAGCGCCAGCUCGUCGGUAAGCUCCACCCCUUCCAAAGACGCGUCGAUUCUGAUUGGUCAAUCUCAGGACCCGCCGGGAACACCAGGGAAGACAGGAAGAGCGGCGUUUGGAUCACCUGUCAAAAAUUCGAGACUUAAUAUUCUCGGGGAUUUCUCAGCUAGCCUGGAGGAUUCGAACCGCUCACCAAAAAGGCUCAAGUCUGACUUCGGCCCUCUACCUUCGCCUGUCAGAUUCUCGCGCCUCGCGUCCGAACCGCGGGGCCAUGAAAGGUCAAUGACAGCUCAGCAAGACAAGUCCAGCCCGAAAGAAAUCCUUUCGAAGAGGGUGGGGUGCGGCUCUUCAACAGCAGCAACAGCAGCAGUAUCUGCAACAGCAACAGCAACACUUUUUCCUGGUACGCUGCACGCUGAAGGUAUUUCCUCAAGGCCUGGGUUCAAUCUUCCGAUAGACAGCGGGCCUCGACCGUUCCAGACCCCACCCCCACCCCCUCUGUCCAACAUCGCUGACCGAUCUUCCGAACUAUCAACUCGUUCCCCCAGACCAAUCCUGACCCCCACCCGAACUCCUAGUUCACCCCGACCCACCCUAACCCCCACCCGACAACCCCCAGAACCUUCGCGCUACCCCACCACACCAACACAACCCAAAUCUGGCGACCCCCUCCCCAUAAACAUCAACAGCCAGCUUCCUAAAACACCAGCAUCAGCUCCCAUCUUCAACCCCCACAACCAACGCCACCACCUUAGCCCCCCUCCUUGCGGGGCUAGCGGUGACGUCAUUAACAGCUAUGACGUAGUAGGAAAACCAUUAAAUUCUACGUCAUCAACACGUGGCAUACGUAUAGAUGAAAGAGAGGAAGGGCUCCCAGACGAUUCUUCAACGGUUGAGACUGCAAUAAAUGACGCUCCACUUUCCCACAACAUCUCAGACACCGAGGUCAGAAGCCAAAACUCUGCAUCAGAAGAAGGUACGAAACGAAAAGAGACAGACGUCAGAGCAGUUGAAAAACCCGCUUCGAGCAUUGUUACGUCAUCAGACGCCACCACCACGAACAGUAUGACGUCAUCAGACACAAUUAACAAUGUGACGUCACAGGACACUCCAAAAGUGCUCAGAAUCCGCAGAAAGAAACAGGAGCCGACCGUCUUCGUGUUCCCUGACGUCACGACCCCUCCAGAACAGAGGAAGGACGAGGUGGACGGGUUCGAAACCCAGAUGGACAUGGAUGUGGGCGGAGACUCUUGGGUGGGCUGGACCCCACAGUUUGGAAGCCACGCCCCCUCCUCCUCCUUCUCCUCCUCCUCCUCCUCUCCGUUUCACCACCAAGGUCAACAUUUAGGAAAAAACUCCGCGUCGCUAAGUACACCCACCCGAGGGUUUCAUGGUUUCAGUGGUCACCAACAAGAUCAACAAUCAUUUCAUCAAUCAUUUCAACAAUCAUCGGAACAAUCUUUUCCUCCAUCUGUUUCCCUCUCGAGAAACACUCACGCAUCCCAGCGUGUGCCUCCAAGAAAUCACGUGACUUCACAAGAAGGCGACCUGACCUAUGAUAGCCAGAGACGUUUUAUCUGGGAGGGAGAAGAAAGUACCCACAUGUUGCAGGCGAGGAAUCGGUUCAACUUUGACCUCCAAAGUGACCUUCACAAGUCAGGUAAACAGAAUGUGUUAUACAGCAGGGGUGAGCAAUCAGGGGCAGAUAAUCGAGGAGUUUUGUCGAGACCAGAGGAGGUUCUGGACACGAGCGAGCCGGAAAAUGUUGUGCACAUCCUGGAGGCUGGCAGCGAGGGCGGGAGUGAUGAUGGCGGUGUGGGUCUCCACGAGUUCCUCUCUGGAGAAAGAGGGUCAAUUGAACGUGUUGGAGAGUAUAGCGGGGGUGUAUUACGUCACAACGCGGCAGAAGAGAGUUAUAUCGUGCGGACACGCGCAGACACAAACGUGAGUUGCGUUAUUUCUCUCAGCGAGCUCUCCGGUUCUUCUAUGAGCUGUGAGGAUGAAGGACACGACGACGACGACGAUGAUGAUUAUAAUAGCGAUGACAAUGAUGACUGUGUGCCGUCUUUUUCCAGAAGCAGGGCGAGGAGACCGUGGGAUGAGACAGACGGAGACGGGGGAGGUAAUCCUGAGGCUGGCGGGGAGAAAAUCACACAGAAAAUGAUUGUGGAAGGACAGUUGAGGGCUCAGCCUGAAGCACUCGCAAGUGACGUAAAAACUUCCGUUGAAAAUGACGUUUCGAAAACGUGUGCCUCCAAACGAGAUGAAGUUAUUUUUGUAUUUCCGGAUACUCCAGGAGGAUCAGGCGAGGAGGGGGAGACAACUUCGCUUACAGAACGUUUACGAGUCGGAGAGAAAUCUGGAACAGAGAGUGCUCAAAGUCUGAGUUUCAAGAAACCUCAUUCAAAUAUUACGUCAUCAGAUGAACAUUGUCAGAAUUCUCAGAAAUAUCCCAAAAACGAAAGUCAAAUCUUGACAGACCCGAACGUGAUAUUUUCUGGUCAACAGCGUGAAGUAAUGAGUCCCAAGCCGAGAUCUGAACACAUUAGGGGUGAACAUGUUUUAAUUGACUGCCAGAACAACGGAGGUCCAGGGUUCGAUUCUGGUCUUCAGCCCCGGUUGGUGUUAAGUAACAAGAAUAGCUCUGACCAUCGAGGGGCGGGGGUUUCUCACGGUUAUGACAUGUGUAACAGCUCAGGGGAGAGCACGGGGUUUGUCUCUCAGCGAGGGUUCGAACCCCGGACAUCUGGUCAGAACAGAAACACGAACGCUGCAAAGUAUCACCACAACACACAGAUACAACUUAUGAUGGGAGGGCCGUGUGGUUCUGAUGACGACUACAACGACACGGAUGAGGUCGAUGGUUUGGGUGAUGAUGAGGGGGACAACGGAAACACACCGACAUCAUCAACAUCGUCAUCAUCGUCAUCAUCGUCUGCUACGUCCUCGGUUGCGAUUGCAGACAUAGACGAUUCUUCAGUCGUUCACAUUUUGGACAACCCAGCACGGGCUGGAACGACCAUAAAACCUCUCAAACACCAACCAGCGCAACGUGUUGUGCAACAGAACGACGACUCUAUCGUGUCCAUAUUUUCCGAAUCCCCGCUCGCUGACAAACUCACACAAGCACAACAGGUUCAACAUGUUCAACAGAACGAGGAUUCUGUCGUUUCUAUAUUUUCUCAAACCCCGCUCGUUGAAUCGAAGAAAUCUCCCACCCUCGCCACAGUCUCGGUGACACAUCCCCACGAAAUCCACGAGUUACCAAAACCUGAUAGUUCAGAUAUCGUAAGCAUUUUUACAGAAGACUCCUCCAAAGUAUCGCGCCAACAUGACGUCACGCGACAAAGAUCUGACCUGAGAGUAAGUCAGAUAUCCGAAGACAGUAAAGACAUUUCAAUAGUCAAAAACCUUUCACAACGUUUGACUAAAAGUUCAUCAUCUGAGAACGCGCUCCGUGACUCAGUAGACUCUGAAAAUCCUCAUCACUCAUCGAGCUUUAUGGCGAGCUCUCAUGGUACUCACAAAACGAGGGCGGGGAAUAAAGAAGGGAGAAUUGAGACGGAGACAUUCAGAAGACGGGGCAGCCUCCAACCGCCCACUCCCACCAAACCGAUACACAGAACAUGCUCAGACAACACGUUGCUGCUCGCAGAUGGCGCCUUUUUCAAGCCGGACCAGAAAUCCUGCACGUGGCCGCUAGACAGACAUCAGAGACGAGUCGGUCUGACAAACUCUCCCUCCAGGAGGAAGAGACUCGAGCACCCGACAGUGUAUUCUAGGUCACUAUACACAGAUGGCUACAGACUUAGCCCAAAACCUUCCGAAACCGAUAUGAGGAGAAAUGUACAAGGUUGUUACUUUCCAACCACUCCUGAAGACAGACGUGUUCAUUUCUAUCUGGGAGACAGCGCCAGUCCUGAUGGUGGCGCGUCUGACAGGGGUCAGUUUGUGAGUCCGGUGAGAGGUGACCGUUUUGGCCGAGGGGGGAGUGUGUCUCCUCUUUCUUUCGGAACAACGGCAUCGCAGAGGUUUUCUCAGUCGUGCAGGUCGUGGGAAAUGGGCCCAUCAGAGUGGGAAAUGGGCCCGUUAGGCCGGGGAAAAGGCCCAUCAGAGGCGGAAAAGGACAUACUGGCAUGGGAAAAAGGUCCAUCUGCUAACCAAGCACCACCCACCCCCACCCGCCUGUCGCCGUCAGCGUUCUCAAAUAAGGACUCUUUACGAGUGACGUCACCGCGCUCACAGCUACCAGUACAAGUUUCUGUGACGUCAAAAAGUCCCACGAUUACGUCACUGCGUCCAGCGACGUCACACAGUAUUGUCAAGGACACACUGACGAGAAUCCAGCACACACUCGCAGACACAUCGACGGAGCAGGCUCCACCGUCACCCGGUCUGACGCGGAACAAAACGUCCGCCGUGACGUCAUCGAGAGAGGACAGGGUGAUGACGUCACCUAAGAAAAAGUCCCGCCUUAAGUUCCACCGGCCCUGGGUGUCUCCAACUAAAGAUGAGGAACACGUCACUUCCGGUGACCAAUCCGGGUGCCCUGAAGCUGGCGAGUUUGCUGAAAAAACUGAAGAUUUGGGAGAAAAUAUUACGUCAGAUCCUGGUCAAACAAGUCGUGAGCGAAACAGGCAGCAAAAAGAAGAAGAUGGAGACGAAAACGACAACACCGGUGAAGGAAAGGAAGAAGAAGAAAGCGAGGAGGAGAAUCUCCGAAGACAGCAGCUCUACCACCACGCUCAGCGAAGCCGGAGCCUGAUAGAGACAUCUCCGUCCAAGAGCGGCCCCCACAGACGGACAGCUCCGCGAUCGAUCAGCGAGCCCAGAUGGAACAAACGACACUCGGACGGAGACUGGGCCCUGCGCUUCCUCGAGCAGACGACAAUUCCGGAACUGACGUCAUCAAGUACUCCUUCGCCUCUCCGUAGCCGCGAGAGUCUGAUGACGCCAUCCGUUUCGGGGUCUUGUCGUUCUGAGGAGUUUCGAUCCGCAUCUCGUCGCGGCGGACUGAGACAAAGAGAUGUGGUCUUGACCCCUAGUGACCAAGGUCAACCGGGGACGACCGCAGGCAGAAGCCCUGUCGCGUCUGCUCCGAGACAGACCCCAGACAGUGGGAGUGUGAGGAGGGAAGAGCCCACGUGUGAGUGUGCCAGGAUAGAGAGACAGAUCCUUACAUCGGCCGUGGACAUGUUCAGGUGGGUUGUGAUUGUGAUUGUGAUUAUUGAGAGUGUGGUUGUGAUUGUGAUUGUGAUUGUGCGUGUGAUGGUGAUUGUGAUUGUGAUUGUGAUAGUGAGUGUGAGUGUGAGUGUGAUUGGGAUUGUGCCAGGAUAG
Messenger RNA from Aplysia californica (California sea hare), 5979 nucleotides. RefSeq lists its product as uncharacterized. Bases 1 to 5979 code for a protein of 1992 amino acids. Lineage: Eukaryota; Metazoa; Mollusca; Gastropoda; Aplysiida; Aplysiidae. The transcript is spliced from 8 exons. The record is from RefSeq and is a predicted model, not a curated record.